Neopelma chrysocephalum (saffron-crested tyrant-manakin) is the source of this 4784-nucleotide messenger RNA. It is a transcript of the gene TFAP2B, whose product is annotated as transcription factor AP-2 beta. Gene Ontology annotation, biological process: regulation of cell population proliferation; anatomical structure development; regulation of transcription by RNA polymerase II. The record is from RefSeq and is a predicted model, not a curated record. Gene Ontology annotation, molecular function: DNA-binding transcription factor activity, RNA polymerase II-specific; RNA polymerase II transcription regulatory region sequence-specific DNA binding. The transcript has 9 exons. Gene Ontology annotation, cellular component: nucleus. Bases 93 to 1550 code for a protein of 485 amino acids. NCBI's taxonomy places the organism in Eukaryota, Metazoa, Chordata, Aves, Passeriformes, Pipridae.
UCGGAUUUGGUGUCUGUCCCCCAUUUCCAAUUAUAGAUGGAUCAUUACAGACAGAGAAGUACUGAGAAUCCAGACAUCUGCUCUUCACAUGAAUGCACUCACCUCCUAGAGAACAGCCUGCCAUCAUGCUCUGGAAACUGGUUGAAAAUGUCAAGUAUGAAGAUAUCUAUGAGGACCGGCAUGAUGGAGUGCCCAGCCACAGUUCCAGGCUGUCCCAGCUGGGAUCCGUCUCGCAGGGACCCUACUCCAGCGCUCCUCCGCUCUCUCACACCCCAUCCUCGGAUUUCCAGCCGCCUUAUUUCCCACCCCCCUACCAGCCUCUUCCUUACCACCAAAGCCAGGACCCUUACUCCCAUGUCAAUGACCCCUACUCCCUAAACCCCUUGCAUCAGCCCCAGCAGCACCCCUGGGGACAGAGGCAGAGGCAAGAGGUGGGAUCAGAAACCGGGUCAUUGCUGCCACAGCCUCGGGCCGCCCUGCCCCAGCUCUCGGGACUGGACCCCAGGCGGGACUACCACUCAGUAAGGAGGCCAGAUGUCCUCCUGCACUCAGCUCACCAUGGCCUUGACUCCGGCAUGGGGGACAGCCUUUCUCUGCAUGGCAUCGGACACCCAGGGAUGGAGGAGGUCCAGUCAGUUGAAGAUGCCAAUAACAGCGGUAUGAACUUAUUGGACCAGUCUGUCAUUAAAAAAGAAAGGCGCUGUCCGUUGUACAAAAGGCAUCGGGGGGCUCUGGGUGAGACACAGGCUCAAACCCGAAAGUUGCCAGUUCCGGUUCCUCCAAAAUCUGUUACUUCUUUGAUGAUGAAUAAAGAUGGCUUCCUGGGUGGAAUUUCAGUCAACACCGGAGAGGUGUUUUGCUCUGUCCCCGGCCGCUUGUCUUUGCUUAGUUCAACUUCAAAGUACAAAGUAACUGUGGGAGAAGUUCAGAGGCGACUUUCCCCUCCAGAGUGUCUGAACGCAUCCCUCCUAGGAGGAGUCCUUAGAAGAGCCAAAUCGAAAAACGGGGGGAGAUCUUUGCGAGAAAGGCUAGAAAAAAUCGGUUUGAAUUUACCAGCCGGCAGGCGUAAGGCCGCAAAUGUCACUUUACUCACCUCCCUGGUGGAAGGUGAGGCCGUUCAUUUAGCUCGGGAUUUUGGGUACAUCUGUGAAACGGAGUUCCCAGCCAAAGCUGUUUCUGAGUACCUGAACAGACAGCACACGGACCCCAGCGACCUCCACUCCAGGAAAAACAUGCUGCUUGCUACAAAGCAACUUUGUAAAGAAUUCACAGAUCUCUUGGCCCAGGACAGGACACCCAUUGGGAACAGCCGGCCCACCCCUAUUUUGGAACCCGGCAUUCAGAGCUGCUUGACUCACUUCAGCCUCAUCACUCAUGGCUUUGGGGCCCCUGCAAUCUGCGCUGCCCUCACGGCCCUCCAAAACUACCUGACUGAAGCUCUCAAAGGCAUGGACAAGAUGUUCUUGAACAACAACACUGCUAACAGGCACACAUCUGGCGAAGGACCAGCUUUGCCCGCUUGGCUUAUGAGCUUCUUCAAAGAGGACUAGAGAUCCCUACACAAUAUAUCAGGUACAGAGAAAAAAAAUCCACAAUUCUGAUAUUCUGAUACUUUUUAUUUUUUUGCUUUUUUUUGCUUUUUCAAAUCAAAGCCAGUUGUUACUGAAUUCUGUAGGUGCACUUCUUUAAAGAAGCUCAAAGGGAAUAAUUUGAAUGAGAUAAAAAUAUAAGUUGAAAUUGAGGUGUACUGUUGCAAAGAAAAUAAGAGCUGUGUUGAAUGUUACCGCACUUGCUUGGCACUAGGGUUUUGUACCCAGGGAGGAAAGGGUUGCCAUGUGAGCUGGCUCCUCGUGAUGGGAGUGGGGAGGGUUUGCCAGGGAAUAUCCUGAUUUCUGAGCUCAGUCUGAGGAAAUCUGUUUCUCUUAGAAAGCUUUUAAAAAAAAAUGUCUUGUGACUCUUUGCUUUUGAACAAGUCGGUGUGGUAAGGGGGGAAAAAACUUCUUAACUCCAAUGUUUUUCUUGGUGGUUUGGUGUCUGACAGGAUGUCUUAUGCAUAUGAUUUGGGCUGAUGAGGGUGGAGGGGAAUUCUUAUUUCUUUCCUCUCUUUUUUUUUUAAAUUUUUUUAACACACAUUUCUUUGUCUUCUCUGGUAAAAAUAACUCUGAAGUGUAAGGAUGUGAAUUUCUGUUUGGAUUCUGCUGUCUUGGGUACUUGCAUGUGUUUCUCAGUGGGGUAGGGUUCGUGCACUAACACAUCUUUUUGCUUAUGUCAGAACAGUUACUGGGCGUGGGUAAAACCUCCUGGAGUCACUGGCAAAACUCCAGUGGGGUCAGGCCUCCCCCCAGGAUUCCUGCUAAAGCUGCAGGACUCAAUCCCACCACCCCAGGCAGGUCCACCUGAACUCAAAACAAGAGAGAGAGAGAGAGAGAAACAAAAGAGAAGCCUUAGCCUUGCUUUAAUUUCUAGAUACCUUCCAAAGUGGAUGGUGGGGGAGAAACAAUUCAGCAAUACUGUCAACAUCCCUCAACAGAAUUUUCUUAAAACAUAAAGCAAACAAUGCUCUUGUCACCCUUAGUGUCCUUAGCUCCCUGAGAUAUGGUUACACUUGAGGGCCUGCCCUGCUUUUCACAUCUUUGUGCAGCAAGGUCUCAGCUCUUGUUCUCUAUUUGUGAUUUGGGCAUGUGUGUGGCAACAGAAACCCAGGAAUCAUCCAGCUCCAAGGAGCACUGACCCCUGUGGAGCUGCUCUUCACUCAUGGACCUUUGGUUCUUCUGGGGCAGAGUGCUGUAGGGGAUCUCCCAUGAGAAAAUGGGGGAACUGAGGCAGGCAGCCUUCUCCAUGGGCUGUUGGGAUGAGUUGCAGGUAGCCUUAGACCCUGGCAUGUCCCUGCCAGUGGGUUUGGUUGUGGCAGGGAUUGGCACAGCCCUGAGGAUGUCGCCAGAGGAGGUGUGGUGGUCAAUCCUCAUGGAUCCCUCACCAGCAGCUUGGGGACUUAAAAGCAACCCCCAGGCAGCUCCCAGUUCUCCAAAACCUACCCCUUGCCAACCACCUCCACUUUCAUCAGACCUCUAGGGAAGGACAAUCCAGACUCCAGUGCAGGGCAUGUCCCAGCAGCGAUGUGUGGGACAGGGAGAGGGUAUGUGUGUGUAUCCAGGGAGGAAUGAAUGGCAACAUCCCAAAGCACAUCUCCCUUCUCUGCCUGAUGAGCAUAUUCUGCUUAUUGAAGCGGAGCACAAAGUGCUGGGUGUUGCUUUGUCUGCCCUCUGCAAACAGGAUUUUUUGGGUCCAGCCCUCCAGCAUCGUCCAGUGGCUUUUGGGUGUGGGGAGCCCCCAAGUUGGCUCUCAGUCUUCCACCUCCCCAGCUGCACACGCAGGCCCGUGAAGACCUGCUCCCUGCUAUCCCAGAGCUUCCAGCUGAAGGCUCUGGGGGAAUGUUGGGAUGGUCUUCCCUUGUCUUUGGGAGAAAUAUUGGGAAUGCUCCUUUUAACUGCAGAAGGCAGUUAUCCCACCACCACUGUGAGUUAAUGAGGAGAGGGAACCUUUGGAACUUCUUGGGGAAAGACGGGCUCACACAUGUGAGAGCCUCAUCCUGCUCCUGGUGAAAUCUCCCCUAGGUACAGCUUUGGUCACCUGGAUCAGGACCUAAACGUUGAGCAGGUUGAGGGAAGAGUUUCAAUCUGUCUCUCGUGCCUUCUACCUGGAAUAGACAGAUUGCACGUGUCAGGCUGUGCAUCACUCAGGCAAAAUAAAGCCAAAUUCCCAUUGAUUGCAGUGGGAUGUCCCCCGUUUGCUCCCCAAAGUAUGAAGACAAAAUCCACGCGGUUUGUGAUUGAAAUACAAACAGGGAGAAAACAUGACAUAGAAGCACAUAUCUCUGUUUUCCCUCUAGCUUAGCACUGCUCCCAGAGGGAAAUAUCCAUUGCUUGGUGGCUUCUAUCAGUGCUGAGAGAGAUGUCCCCCCCAAACUCAACUCAGCCUCCCUCUGGAAGGCAUUUUCCUGCUCCCCUCCACUUUCCCAACCCGACUACUUGUGUUGGCGGGGCACCUCAGACGUUUAUCUGAUAAUUGAGUUAUUAAAAGAUUUGGUUUCCUCGGGAUCAUAAAUCAAUAAACAGGAGGAUUAACACGGCAGCUUUGCUUUGUAACUCAAGGGAAAAGUUUGAGGAGAGACCGUGAAAAGUUUGUUUUCAAACCAAACAGGUGGGUUGCUGUAAAUUUUAUUUCAUUCUCAGUCUCGAUUUUUUUUUUUUAAUAACAAUUCUCUAUUUGCCGUUGGAAAGAUCUUUGUUUUUGUAUGCUCCCUGACCUUUUUUUCCCCUGGUUGUUAUUCAUACAAGAUGUGAAGGAAACAAGAAGCCAAUUUUAUGGGAAUCCUUUUACAACCCGAUGAUUUCUUUAAAAUCGGGUCGUGUCUUGUCCCACCUAAUAGAAAUUCUCUGUGAGAAGCUGUUUAAAGUCCCUUUGCAUCCCAGACCAACCUCUCCCCAAAUCCCCAAAUUUGCAUUUGGGGCCAGGAGGGAGGGGGGGAAGGAUGGUUUUAAGACCUUCAGCUGUGCCCAAAGGGCUUAUUCCCUUUCCCUGCUCAUCUCUUUCUGACCGGUUUAUCAUACAGACCUGUCCGGCUCUAUUUUAAUGCGUUUCUCGGAGAAUUUGGUGCUUGUUUCAUCCGCUGUAAGCGUUGCCAGAUCGAUCCGGCCAACCUCCCCCUCCCCUCCGGCUUCCCUGUGUGAGAGACCGUAGGCUUUUUACAAAUAGUAUAUUUUCUUAUACAAAGGGAAAAAAAA